Molecule: messenger RNA, 1752 nt
Organism: Plasmodium relictum
Lineage: Eukaryota; Apicomplexa; Aconoidasida; Haemosporida; Plasmodiidae
Product: fam-f protein
Exons: 3
Coding region: 1-1752 (583 amino acids)
Source: RefSeq, a predicted model, not a curated record
AUGAAAGUGCAUUCAGUUUUACUCUAUUAUUUUUCAGUCAUAACAGUAAUAAGUGUUUACUUUUAUGGAAUUAAUCAAAAUUACCAACGUGGGUUUAAACUUAAAUUUAUGAAGUAUAAGGAAAUACAAUGGGUAAGAAAUUUAGCAGAAUCUAGCAUCGAAGAGAAGGGACUGGCAGAUAAUUCAGAUGUUGAACUAGUAUUGAAAAGGGAACUGAUUGGAAAGAAUUUUGAUAAUUUAACAAUUCCAUUUUUAAAUUUAACAAGUGUAUUGCUUAAGGAUUAUGAUAAAAUCUUGGAAAGAAAGAAAAAUGAUCUUAGUUAUAUAUAUAAUACUUUAAUUAGUAUCAACAGUGAAUUGUCUGCUUUUUUAAAAGAUUCACUUGCUGAUUCAAAAAGUCAUAUAAAUAAGAUAUUUAAGGAUCCAAAUUAUUUUGCUGAAUUAAAGUCAGAAUUAUAUGCAUACAGUAGAGGAAAUGUGAUUCUACAUGUUAAUGAGAAUGACGUACGUUUAUUAAUUAAUAAGAAAGAUGGAGAUGAAUAUUUAAAAAGGUUACAUUUUAAUAAAGAUAUUACUUUAGACUUAGAAAAUUCUUUCGAUUACUUUAAUGAAUUAAGUGAAAAGAAUAAUAUAUUUUCCCCUAAACUUGAUGAUGCUUGGAAUUAUCAAAUGCAUGCAAGAUUAUAUUUAGAUGAAUCUAUUGGCAUAUUCCCUUUAAAAUAUCUUUAUGAAUACAGAUACAAUUCAGAUAAUGUAAAAGAUGAAUCUUUUGCUUAUUUUUAUAUUGUAAUGGAUUCUCUUUUAUAUGAAUUUCAUCAUCAUUUAUUUAAGGAUAAAAAAUAUGAUAAAAAUUUAGAAUUUUUUAAUCGUUUAUUUAGCAAGGAUAAGAAAGAUGUUGGAAAUUUUUCUGAAACUAUAGAUCUUGAACAUUUGAGUUCUUUAGUUAAUUCAUCUAAUAUCCUAUUAGAUGAAUUAUUAAUAAAAAAAACUAGUGAAUUAUUUAUGAACAUAAAUAUUGAACCAAAUACUGGAAUUAAAAAGAUGAUAGGUUUCAUUGCAUAUAUACUUGAAACAGAUCGUUCUAAAAAUGAAUCUAUGUUAGAAAAUGUGAAAACAUGGUACGGGGGAAAAUAUGAAAAUCCAAUUUUGGAUAAUAUAUAUGAAUCAUUUUUACAAGAAAAAGGAGAUAUAGAAAAAUCCUCAGAUUCAUUUAAAGAAUAUGUAAAAACUAAAUAUAAUAUUGAUGUCAACAGUGAAAGCAUUAGGUCAAUGGUAAAAAUACUUCAUAGUUUAUCUAAUGAAAAGGAAAUUAAGGGAAUAUUUGGUGCUAUUGUACACUUAUUAUUGUGUAAGAAACAACUAAGUGAAUAUUCGAAUUUUCUAGAAUUACUUAAAUCAAAAAGUAAGAAGUCACACACUAGUUCAGUUGUGCAUAUCUCAGGGGAUAAAUCUAGAGAUUUAGUGCCAAAAUUUAUGGAUCUUUAUGAAAGAAACCGUUUUUUUAACAAAAUAUAUAUUAGCGAUAUUGGUAUAAAUCGAUCAUUAAUAGAAUUGUGGAAAAAUGCAAAAAAGUUAAGCGUCCUUAAACGUUUGGUACACUUAUUAAAUAAAGAAUUAAUUAAGUCAAAAAGUACAUACUUUGGUUCUGGAAAAAUAAAAUCAGUAAACAAAAAUGUAAUUUUAUUUUUACUUUAUAGUAUUAAAGAAUCUGAAGAUAUAUAUGACAAAUAUGGGUUAUCUAAAUUUUUUUAA